UGCCCUCUUCCAAUAUCUGCGACCCAGGGCUAGUCUGCUGACGUCCUUCUGACGUCUCUGCCUGGAGCUGCGCAGGAAAGAUGCCAUAGCGGCUUCGCGCUCAGGACCCUCCCUUUAUAAAGGCGACUUUUCUAUAGAACCUGUUUUUUUUUUGAAGUGGGGGAGGAAUGCUAAAGGAGUGUCACACCAGGUUGGCAUAAGAUGGUUGAUGACUGCAUCUCCUUGUCAACGUUGACUUGCUGUGCUCACAAAACACAAACCCUCCCCUUGGUGCUGCAGGUGGCUACGCUAUGGAUUAGCGACUUGACUGAGGGUUGGGCCAAGCCUUUAUUUAGAAGGGAUUGUUAGGCUUUCUUUGGUGGGACUUUUUAAGUUCAUGAGCUUGUAGACGCAGCCAUCUGGGGUGGGAACAUGGGCUAGUUUAUAAGGAGCCUUGACUUCCUAAUUAUUGAUUCAAGAGUUGACUACAAGUGUGAAGCCGUUUGUUGUGUUGAGGCAGUGGCCUCCGGAAACUGUGCCUUCUCAGUACUGUGUUGGUCUGAGAACUAGGACUUCACUGGAAGAUCAUUUGUCAUGGACGUUCUGCGCCCACAGCUUGUAACGUUCGAUGGACGGAAUUAUAGAAAGAAUCCCAUCCAGGAAAAACAAUACCAACAUGAAGAAGAUGAGGAUUUCUAUCCAGACUCCAUGGAAUACUCUGACGAGCCCUGCGGUGCCUAUGAGGUGGCGCAAACCCCUCACGGAUUCCGGGCCACCGUCAGUGCCCCUAGCCUGCUCUACAAGCACAUAGUUGGAAAGAGAGGGGAUACCAAGAAGAAAAUAGAAGUGGAGACUAAAACAUCUAUUAACAUUCCUAAACCUGGACAUGAAGGAGAAAUCGUGAUCACUGGUCAGCAUCGAAAUGGCGUAGUCUCAGCGCGAACGCGGAUCGAUGUUCUCCUGGACACAUUCAGAAGGAGGCAGCCUUUCACUCACUUCCUUUCCUUCUUCCUCAAUGAAGUUGAAGUUCAGGAACGAUUUCUGAAGUUCCAGGAGGAAGUGCUGAAGAAGUGCUCCAAGGAUCGUGGGGUUGAUAGCACCAUUUUUCAGAAUCCCAAAAAGCUUCACCUAACUAUUGGGAUGUUGGUACUUCUAAGCGAACAAGAGAUCCAGCAGACGUGUGAGAUCCUGCAGCGUUGUAAAGAGGAAUUCAUUAAUGACAUUUCUGGAGGCAAACCCCUGGAAGUAGAGAUGGCAGGGAUCGAAUACAUGAAUGACGAUCCUGCUAUGGUGGAUGUUCUUUAUGCCAAAGUCCACAUGAAGGAUGGCUCCAACAGGCUGCAAGAGCUGGUUGAUCGAGUGCUGGAGCGCUUUCAAUCUCUGGGACUCAUCGUAAAAGAGUGGACCAGUGUGAAACUGCACGCCACGGUCAUGAAUACACUGCUCAGGAAAGACCCCAAUGCUGAAGGCAGGUACAAUCUCUACACAGCAGAUGGCAAAUAUAUCUUCAAGGAAAGAGAAUCUUUUGAUGGCCGGAACAUUUUAAAGGAGCAGCGGAGAACCGUGACUGACUGCGGGCCAUCGGGAGCCAGGCAGCUUGGCGGCAGCAGGCCCUUUGGCCUUCCGUUGACCGUCAGAGGAGGGUGCUCCAGCCUGUGCUCCUCCCUCCUGGGUCUUAUCCUCCCCUUUAUCCCUAGCUUCUGUUCUUCAUUCCUUACCCCACACCCUCCUUUCUGUGAGUCUGCUCCUUAGCUCUGUGGUGUGAUCACAGUGCCUUGGAGAGUUGCUUCUCUGUGAGAUGGCACAGACAAAUAAAUGAGCUUCCCAGGUG
Molecule: messenger RNA, 1810 nt
Organism: Mastomys coucha (southern multimammate mouse)
Lineage: Eukaryota; Metazoa; Chordata; Mammalia; Rodentia; Muridae
Gene: Ascc1
Product: activating signal cointegrator 1 complex subunit 1
Exons: 10
Coding region: 574-1731 (385 amino acids)
Biological process (GO): DNA alkylation repair; regulation of DNA-templated transcription
Cellular component (GO): nucleus
Molecular function (GO): RNA binding
Source: RefSeq, a predicted model, not a curated record